CCCAUGUGACCGGCUCAGACCGGUUCUGGAGACAAAAGGGGCCGCGGCGGCCGGAGCGGGACGGGCCAGGCGCGGGAGGGAGCGAAGCAGCGCGGGCAGCGAGCGAGAUGCAGCACCGAGGCUUCCUCCUCCUCGCCCUCCUCGCCCUGCUGGCGCUCACCUCCGCGGUGGCCAAAAAGAAAGACAAGGUGAAGAAGGGCGGCCCGGGGAGCGAGUGCGCGGAGUGGACCUGGGGGCCCUGCACCCCCAGCAGCAAGGACUGCGGCGUGGGGUUCCGCGAGGGCACCUGCGGGACCCAGACCCAGCGCAGCCGGUGCAGGGUGCCCUGCAACUGGAAGAAGGAGUUUGGAGCCGACUGCAAGUACAAGUUUGAGAGCUGGGGGGCCUGUGAUGGGGGCACAGGCACCAAAGUCCGCCAAGGCACCCUGAAGAAGGCGCGCUACAAUGCCCAGUGCCAGGAGACCAUCCGCGUGACCAAGCCCUGCACCCCCAAGACCAAAGCCAAGGCCAAAGCCAAGAAAGGGAAGGGGAAGGACUAGAGGCCAGGCCUGGAUGCCAAGGAGCACCUGGCUUUACCUGGGGCCUGGCCCUGCCCUCCCCGCAGGCCGGAGAUAUGACCUACCAGUGCCUUUUGUCUACUCGUAGCUUUAUCAAUCAUGCCCUGCCUCUUCCCGCUCACUGCCCACCCCCAGCCCAAGUGCCCACAGUGGGGAGCAGCGAGGGAGUCUGGGAAGCUCGAGCCCCCCCAAAGGGAUUUCGUUCCCAGUACCCCUGUUUGUUCUUCCCCACAACGAUGCCAUUACUAAGAAACAAAUAAACCAACUUCUUUUCCCAAUAAAAGCUUUUCUUUUUUAAUAUA
This is a messenger RNA of Propithecus coquereli (Coquerel's sifaka), 859 nucleotides long. It is a transcript of the gene MDK, whose product is annotated as midkine (neurite growth-promoting factor 2). Gene Ontology annotation, molecular function: growth factor activity. The record is from RefSeq and is a predicted model, not a curated record. NCBI's taxonomy places the organism in Eukaryota, Metazoa, Chordata, Mammalia, Primates, Indriidae. The coding region runs from base 108 to 539 and encodes 143 amino acids. The transcript is spliced from 5 exons.